Passer domesticus (house sparrow) is the source of this 1634-nucleotide messenger RNA. RefSeq names its product odd-skipped related transciption factor 2 (gene OSR2). Gene Ontology annotation, cellular component: nucleus. The record is from RefSeq and is a predicted model, not a curated record. The coding region runs from base 320 to 1255 and encodes 311 amino acids. Gene Ontology annotation, molecular function: DNA-binding transcription factor activity, RNA polymerase II-specific; RNA polymerase II transcription regulatory region sequence-specific DNA binding. Lineage: Eukaryota; Metazoa; Chordata; Aves; Passeriformes; Passeridae. The transcript is spliced from 4 exons. Gene Ontology annotation, biological process: embryo development; regulation of transcription by RNA polymerase II; urogenital system development.
GCUCAGACUCGCGCCGAGCCUCGCCGGGGUCGAAGGCGGGAGGCUGCGGGCGGGAGGCGGCGGUCUAUGCCGGGGCCCCGGGACCGCCGCGGCCAGAGCUCCCAGCCGCCGCCCAGCCCUCCGCAACAUGCCGGUGGCCGCCGGGCCCCGGCCCCGCUGAGCGCCCCCGCUGUGGAUCUAAUGUCUCCGUGAAGGUGCCGCGGCCGCCGCCACAGCUUUGCCCCCGGAGGAGCAGCAGGCUGCGGUAGGAUUUUCUCCCGGUCUCAGAAGCCCAUCAGAGGCACCAGCUGCUCCGCCGGCUCGCGCCCACCUCGGGAAGAUGGGAAGCAAGGCUCUGCCAGCCCCCAUCCCGCUGCACCCGUCCCUGCAACUCACUAACUACUCCUUCCUCCAGGCUGUGAACACCUUCCCUGCAGCUGUGGACCAGUUGCAAGGUCUGUACGGACUCAGCGCCGUGCAAACCAUGCACAUGAACCACUGGACACUGGGCUACCCCAAUGUGCAUGAAAUCACCCGCUCUACCAUCACGGAGAUGGCGGCACAGGGCUUGGUGGACACCCGCUUCCCUUUCCCCGCGCUGCCCUUUGCCACGCACCUCUUCCACCCCAAGCAAGGGGCCAUCGCCCACGUCCUCCCAGCAUUGCACAAGGACAGGCCCCGCUUUGACUUUGCCAACCUGGCCGUUGCCGCCACGCAGGAGGACCCCCCCAAGGUGGGGGAGCUCGCCAAGCUGAGUCCCGGACUGGCCUCGCCCCUGUCGGGCAUCAACAAGCUGUCCCCGGACAGGAAGCCUUCCCGCGGCCGCUUGCCCUCCAAGACGAAAAAGGAGUUCAUUUGCAAGUUCUGCGGCAGGCACUUCACCAAGUCCUAUAACCUCCUCAUCCACGAGCGAACCCACACGGACGAGCGGCCUUACACCUGCGACAUCUGCCACAAGGCUUUCCGGAGGCAGGACCACCUGCGGGACCACCGGUACAUCCAUUCCAAAGAGAAACCCUUCAAGUGCCAGGAGUGCGGGAAGGGCUUCUGCCAGUCCAGGACCCUGGCGGUCCACAAAACCCUACACAUGCAGGAAUCUCCACACAAAUGCCCCACAUGUGGAAGAACCUUUAAUCAAAGAAGUAACCUGAAAACUCACCUUCUUACCCAUACAGACAUCAAGCCCUACAACUGUGAGCAGUGCGGCAAAGUGUUCAGGCGAAACUGUGAUCUACGGCGGCACAGUCUAACUCACACCCCGCGGCAGGACUUCUAGAGCAGCCAGGGACCCGCGCCCGCUCCGGCAGCUCCAACUUGCCCACUUUACUCAAGGAGCGUUUUGUAGGAGCUCACAGACGCGCACACACACACACACGGAGACACGCACGCAGACUCGGGGCCAAGCUUUCCUACCACAUGUCUGCGAAACUCGUUUAGAGAGUGCGGACUGCAGGAUCGGGCCCCUCUCCAACCCACACCCAAGCGUAAAGCUCAUCUUGUAGAUAAUCGCGGCUCAUUUUAGAGCUCUGUACAGAACGUGUUUUUUUCUUUGUUUGUUUGUUUUGUAUUGUGUCAAAUGCACAGCGAUAACAAAUCAUGGAGGCAAAGUAUCUCUUUAAAAAGUUAUUUCAAAAUAAAUCUUUUUUUUUUUUUUU